AACUGUACAAGUGAAUUCUGCAGCUCCACGGAGGACAAUUUGUCUACGGAAGAAAUUUUAGUUGCUUUUUGUUCUCCUUUAGAAUAACACUUAUUAACGGCAUAAAAUCGCAGACUCACAGAUUUUGCAUAAAAUAUUUUAAUUCAGCAGACAGACAGACAACAUACACACUAACGACAAAUAUUCACUUGUGUAUCCAAUGGAGUAAAUGAAAAAAUAAUUCCAAAACGCCUUAUGAAAAAUAAAAUGACCAAUUAUGUAUAUCCGCCCAAUAUUAAAAAAAGGAACCACCAGUAUUUGAAGUGCCAUACAAUUUUCUAAAACGCUUAAAAUUUGUUCAUAUUUGCAUUAAAAUAACUGUCAACGCAAAUGAUUCAUAUUUAGCAUAAAAUGUUCGGAUCUAAAAUAAAAACAUGGAUGGAAAACCAUCUUGGUAGACCACGUAAAAAAAGCAAUAAAAAUAAGAAUGUAUCGCCUUCCGAUCACGUACCGACUGGAGAACAGUUUAAACAAAAGCAUGCGGCUACAGGAUUCACCCUGUACAAUAGCAAUGGAUGUUCAUCACCAUAUAGGACCAAUACGAAUUCAAAUAGUUCUAGUGCCAAUCUUACAGGAUGCAAUAGUAGCGUUAUUUCCAGUCCCAAUAGGCGUAGAGAAGUAUCGCCCAUACAAAAUCAUACUCAGAGUCGUUAUGGUUGGCAGUCGCCAGAUAGAGAAAAUGUCAUCUCCCCCAAAUCAGAGAAUUUCUUGUAUGCACCUCAGCAUCAUAGUCAGCAGUAUUUGCGCAAUCAUCACACUGCUCCUAAUACUCGAGAAAAUUCUUGCGAAGACAAUAAAAUUGUUUCUAAACAGCAACAACACCAACUCAAUUGUUCUACUUCAUCGUUUUCUUCAUUAUCUUGGUCGACGGGAUCUAAAGAACCAUCAAUGCACUCCAAUAAUAUACAAAAUGCAGUUUGUCAUUCUCUUGGUACAGCCGUUAAUACCAAUACUACUUUAAAUUUAUCUGACAUGAAAUCACAUACUCUAGCAGACUCCAAACCAUUAGACGAGGAUCCUAAUGCUGUACACUACGAAGAAAUCGAUGAACUUGGAACUUUAAUAAGGCAUCCCGAGAAGCUGCUUGCUAACACAAUUAAUGAUUUUGAAAGACCAAAAUCUGAACAAUUUCCAAAACAUAAACAUACUACCACAUUAUUUUCCGACAAUAAGCAGACGCAAGACGAUGCUUCCACAAGAUAUGGGCGAUUGUUGCCAUCAAAAAUGCCAAAUCCUAUAAUAGUUAGUUUUCGUACAGGCAGCGAAGAAUGUAUUUCAAGAAAUGGUUCACAGUUCGCGAUGCAAAACCCCAAGGGAGAUAUAAAAAAUUCCUCGUACUCACAAAAUCGCAAUGGUGGGAGAAGUAAAUUAAGAACUGGUAUUCAUCCAAGUCCACUUCAAGGAAAUCCUUCUGCACCUCUGGUGAGUCUGUCAUCCCCAGAAAGUGCAUAUUCUACAGGUUACUCUACAGAUGGGACAUCGCCUGGUGCUGGAUAUACACCGCCAGAAUAUUAUGUAAAUAUGCGAACUGGUACCCAUUAUUUCCCUAAAAGUGUCAACUCAUUAGCUAUAGAAGCUCAAAGAUAUAAAUUUGGAUUAAAUAAAAUUGAAGAGAUGUCGCCCAUUGAUCCCCUGCCGAAAACCUCAUUUGCUCAUCGUAAUAUUGAAGAAAAUUAUUCUGCAUUAGCUAAACAAAAUAUUUUCACAGAACCAUACGAAAAGUCAUCGUCCACGUUUCAAGCGUGGGAAACGAGCGAAGUUAAAAGUCCACUGCCUAUACGAAAUACUAUCGUCAUACCGACUUUGAAAGGUUUUGAAUCUCCAUCACCCCGACAAAGGUGUCGAAUACGCACUAAUCCAUGGUAUUCUACUACUGAAACCUCUUCAUCAAGUUCUACAAUAAACCCAUUACAUCAACAGCAGCAACAACCUCAACAAAAUCUCCACCACCACUCUGGUGGAUCGCUUAUAAACACAUCAUUAACAUCCUCAAUGACGUUCUCAUCUACAUCAUCACACUCGACGUCAGCCUUAUCGACAAUACAUCUUGAUCAAGACUUUCAACGUUCAGUCUCCCCGAGUAUCAGGAAUAGUACUUUAGGUGCAACUGUUUUGAGUAUGAAAAAUAAUAAUAACAACAACAUUAUGACAUGUGUGUCUUCGGAGUCUUCAUCCUCAUUGACAGAAGUGGAAAAUAUGCAUCGAUGCUAUACACCCAAUACCAUUAGAAAAAAGCGCUCCUUGCAGUUACAUUAUAAUCAACAUUCUGAUCUCGUUGCCACCGGCAACAAGAAAAACCAUGAACCUCCUUUGGCUGUGGCAAGUGACGACGAUGCCACAUUAAAUGAAAUGAUGGGUAAAUUUGACGAAAGUUAUAUUUACGAAAAGGAGACUGACAUUUUAAGCAGUGACUCUGAUCCUACUGACUGCCCUACAGACAUGGAUACGGGACAAGAUGCUGGUGACGAAUGUGAUACCGAUGACUUAUUAGAUAUCGAUUUCAUUGAUACUUCCUCAAUACAAGAGAUUUAUGAACAUAAAGACCAACAAGUUAAUUUGGGAAAAUGUUAUUAUGUGCAAGGAAGUCCUAUAAUGGCCCAUAGGAAGGCGUCUCUUAGAUCACGCAAUUCACGGAGUCUAAAGCUGUCGAAUGAGCAAUCGAUGAUCUCGGCAGCAGCAAAUAGUGCUCAAAGAAGAAGGAAACGUUUUCAUAAGACACGAAAGAAGAGUUCUGAAAGCAGGGAUCAUUGCAGAUCUCCUCAACGUAAACCAAGGGAGACACGCAGUGUUGGUGGAACUCCUGUUUGUUUAAGAAAACGGAUAUCAAUCAGCGAAAAGCAAAAAUUUAGUCACACUACACCUCAUAGGCUAUCCCACCGUUCGAGUUCCUUAGUAUUUACUAGUGCACAUGAAAAUCGUUGUAUGACUGUAGCAGAGAGCGAGAAAGCAAUACUAAAGGCAGAUUUUGAAGCGGAUGUAAAAUAUCGACAACUAAUAAUGGAAGCCGAAUCCAUAUUGCUUUCAAUGAGAAAUAGCUUACAGAGUAUAUCCCGUGAAACUCCUGUAGCCAGUCCACGCAGACAAAAUCCGUUAGCUAAUAAACGUGUAGAAAUGAUUAAGAACUGUGAAAUUGAACCGAAAAGAGAUAUUCAAAAACAUCAACAACAUUCACCAAAGAAACAUAUGUCAUCCGAAUUAAGCGAACAGGAAUUAACAGCAGCUGUCAACAAACGUAUUGAAAUUUUAAAAUUGGAAACUCUGUCACCACCUGGUAGUCCUAAAUUGGGACAAUGCAGUCCCCGGAAAACCCACUUGACCAAUUUUAUUAAUCAAAAUACACCCUCCGAUGGAAACAUAAGAAAAAAUUCGAUCAAUUCUCCUUUAGUUCAAAGAAAAAAUAUAAGUCCUGUAGCAUCACCCACGCCUCAACAGAGAUGUUUAAAAUUUCAUGCAAAUAAUUUAAGGCCACCUUCUCGCACUCAGAAUUUCCAGUUUAGUGAUUCCGAUCAAGAUUUGGCCAAACCAGUUCAAUUGUCAUACAAUUCUAAAUGUGAAGAAAGUGUAAUAAAAGAAUCAAAUGUCAUUCCUCAACUUCCAAAUAAAGCACUACCAAUGUCUCUAAACUACUGUCCACAAAGUGAACCGCUAAAACGUAAAAUAUACAAAAAUCACCAUCCAUCACUUGAUCGAUUGAGCAAUUGCAAACCCAUACAAAAAGAUUCAAGACAAGAACUUUUUAAACAACAAUGUCUUAAAGCGUACAAUACAGGAAGUGUGGAAUUGCCCGCACACAAUCGAAAGCUUCAACUCAAGUCGAAUAGCCAAGAUCUAAACCAUUUGUCGUCAUUUGGUGCAAAGACUGAUUUCAAUACUAACACGCCAUCAGAUAAAGCAGCUUUAAUACUCAGCACAAUAGAAGAUUUAAAACGUAAUUUAGAACAUCAAACCAUCGAGCUCAAUGGAUUACAUGACUCGUAAAGUUAAACAUUAUUAUACUUAAUAUUAUUCCAUCUUUUUACUAUCUAUAUACAUUUAUUUUCGAAAGUUUAAAGUAAACGUUGAGCUUUUUGGCUCUAAACAGAAUGAUCAGAUCAUUAGCAAACAAAACUGAUCCUAUCGACGAUUAACAUAUUUAUUAACAUUAAUUUAUUAUUUCUUUCUAUUUAAUAAUUUAGAUGUAAACAAACAUUACCAAUAUUAACAAGACACAUUAAGAAUUUGAAGGAGAAAUUCGAAAAUAGAAUUCUUUACAUGAAAAACCUUCUGUAAAUCAUUUCAGCUUACUUUUACAAAAUUGUAAUACGACAUUUAAGACAUAAAUACAUUUGUAAUAAGCUGAUGUGAUCUAUAAAAUAUUAUAAAAUAUAUAUUAUUUAUACAUCAUAUAAUAUUAGAUAAUAACAAUAAUACAUUCAGCAUCGAUUACAACAUUGGGUUUAAGUUCUAUUUUUUUUAUUUUGAUUAUAUUUUCAUGUCCUUUUUACCUUAUGAAAUCCCUCCAUUUUAUUAUACAAAUUAUGAUCAACAUAUGUUAAAUGUUAAUUAUAUUAAUUUAAAUUAGAAACAUUUAGUCUUUUAAACAAUACACAAUAGCAAAGCAAUAUGUAUAUUGCUCCCAAUAAUAACUUUAGAAUCCAAUUUUCCAUUUCAACCACCGAGAUUGAAUUCUGUUUUGAACUAAACAUAAUAUUUGCAAUAUGUAUUCUAAAUAUUAAAAAUCUUACAUUGGGAACAUUCUUCAAAUUCAAUCCUUUGACAAUAUGAAUUAUUUUAUUCUGUUUUAGAUGUUUAUGUAUAUCGAAUAUAUUUUAGUUAAGUUACAAUUAAAAAAAAUCAAAUCAUCAAAAGGCUAAAUGAUAAAUACUAAUUUAGAAAAAAAUCAUAAAUAUUAAUUAAUUAUAUACACAAUUAUUAUAAUCUUUAAAAUGUUAUUUCAUUUGUUUGUUUAUAUUGAUUUUUUUAUUAAAUUAAAAUUUAGUGUUAUUAAUAGUUAAUUUGUAGUUCUAGUGAAAGUUCAUAAACAUUAUUUAAUAAUCCUAAUUUUAUACGUACGUAUGUAUAUUUUAUAUUUUUUUUUUUUUUACAUUCGUAUUUUAAAUGAAUUAUAUGUUCAUGGUUUAACCACUCUUCACCGCAUUGAGCUUUGAAUUAUAUUUCUCAAUAAAUUGUUUUAAUAUUUUUCUAAAUUCCGUAAGGAUAGUUAGCGCUAGUUCUGCAAAGACGAAUGCAAUGUUUUUAUAAUGUUCCAAGAAUUUAGAUCAAUUAAAAUUAGUUCAAUUUAUUUUUUAAUAUUUAAGUUCCUUAUUUGCCUACUAUUUGUUUAAUUAAAUUUAAUUUGUUAUUUAAUGUAGAAAUCUAAAAAAUAUUAUUACAUUAUCAUUAAAAAAACCCAUAAAAUACUUAUAUGUAGACAAGUAUCAAUUAAACCAUAUCUUUAAGUACUAAAACUAAUAAACUUAUUGAAAAUUAAA
Molecule: messenger RNA, 5510 nt
Organism: Lucilia cuprina (Australian sheep blowfly)
Lineage: Eukaryota; Metazoa; Arthropoda; Insecta; Diptera; Calliphoridae
Exons: 10
Coding region: 391-4017 (1208 amino acids)
Source: RefSeq, a predicted model, not a curated record